Molecule: messenger RNA, 492 nt
Organism: Alternaria postmessia
Lineage: Eukaryota; Fungi; Ascomycota; Dothideomycetes; Pleosporales; Pleosporaceae
Gene: NTF2
Product: Nuclear transport factor 2
Exons: 6
Coding region: 1-492 (163 amino acids)
Biological process (GO): protein import into nucleus
Cellular component (GO): nuclear pore central transport channel
Source: RefSeq, a predicted model, not a curated record
AUGUCUUCGGAUCGUGAUCGCAAGGCUACACCGAAACUUGCGGAACUCGUAGCAGGCGCCUUCGAUGUCGUUCUCGUAUCGCGUUCUCUUUACACGCUCAAAACUGACUGCUCCACCUUAGCCGACUUCAACGCCAUUGCUCAGCAGUUCGUCGAGUUCUACUACAAGACCUUCGAUGGUAACCGCGCUGGUCUCGGUGCCCUCUACAAGGAGCAUUCUAUGCUCACCUUUGAGGCACAAGGAACUCAGGGUUCAGCCGCCAUCGUAGAGAAGCUCCAGAACCUGCCAUUCCAGGAGAUCCAACAUCGCACCGACACCGUCGACGCUCAGCCUUCUGCUGACGAUGGUAUCCUCGUUCUGGUGACUGGUGCGCUUUUGCUUGGGGGCGAGUCCAAGCCAAUGAGCUUUACUCAGGCUUUCCAGCUCAAGAACGAUGCGGGCAACUGGUUUGUGCUAAACGACGUUUUCCGUCUCGUAUACCCCGCCGCAUAG